AUGUCUGAUUUCUGGCAAAGUUAUUUGGACAAUCCUACAUUGUCUGUAUUACCCCAUGACUAUUUAAAACCUGCUAAUAACAAGUCAGUUGAAGGCUCUUAUUCUUUUGAACUUCCCGCUAAAACCGAUUUCAUCACUGGAUUAUCAGUAUUUGCUGCUUUAGUUUUCAGAUUGACUGGUGACGAAGAUAUUGUAAUUGCUACUGACUCCGAACAAGAUCCAACUGAAUUUAUAAUUAGAUUGAAUUUAACACCUGAAAUUUCAUUUAAAGAUCUUGUAAAUAAAAUCACCGAUGAAUAUCAAACCAAUCAGAAGAAUAUUAAUUAUAAAUCAUUAUCUGAGGUCUCUCAUGCCAUUAAAGAAGCUAAGAAAUUGGAAGAAUAUCCUGGCUUAUUCAGAUUGUCGUACCAACACUCCAAUCCUCACCAACAAUUGAGUACUUCUGUCGAAGGGUCUAUUCGCGAUUUAGCCGUUUUCACCGAUGGCCACAAAUUUACAAUUUUCUAUAAUGCCUUAUUAUAUUCUCAUGAGAGAAUUUCUACAUUUGGUGAACAAUUCGUCCAAUAUAUUGGGGCUGUUGAUGCUCAACCAGAAGUUGUGAUAACAAAGGUUAGUUUAAUUACUGAGUCUCAAAAGAAGCAAUUACCUGACCCAACUAUAGACUUAGAUUGGUCUGGGUAUAGAGGUGCUAUUCAAGAUAUCUUUAUGAGAAAUGCUGAAGCUCAUCCUGAAAGACCAUGUGUUGUGGAAACAGAAUCUUUCAUGGACUCAAAUUCAAAGACUCGUACUUUUACUUAUCAACAAAUCAACCAAGCUUCUAACAUUGUCGGGAAUUACUUGAAAGAAACCGGAAUUAAGAAAGGGGACAUUGCUAUGAUUUAUGCUUAUCGUGGUGUUGAUUUAAUGAUUGCCGUUUUGGGUGUUUUAAAAACUGGUGCUACAUUUUCAGUCAUUGAUCCUGCAUAUCCUCCAGCCAGACAAAACAUUUAUUUAUCGGUUGCAAAACCAAGAGCUUUAAUUGGAUUAGAAAAGGCAGGGACUUUGGAUCAAUUGGUAGUUGAUUAUAUCAAGAAUGAAUUAGAUGUCAUCACCACUAUCCCACAAUUAAAGAUCAAUGAUGAUGCAUCACUUGUAGGUGGUGUUAUUGGAGGUGAAUCUCAAGAUUGUUUGGCUUCUUUUGAAAAGUUUAAAGAUCAACCAACUGGUGUCAUUGUUGGCCCAGAUUCUAAUCCAACUUUAUCAUUCACUUCUGGUUCUGAAGGUAUUCCAAAGGGUGUUUUAGGUCGUCACUUUUCUUUAGCAUAUUAUUUCCCUUGGAUGGCAAAGAGAUUCGGAUUAUCAGAAAAUGAUAAAUUUACUAUGCUUUCAGGUAUUGCACACGACCCAAUUCAAAGAGAUAUGUUUACUCCAUUAUUCUUGGGUGCGCAAUUAUUAGUUCCAACUGCUGAUGAUAUUGGUACUCCUGGUAAAUUGGCUGAUUGGAUGGCAAAAUAUGGUGCUACCGUUACACAUUUAACUCCAGCCAUGGGUCAAUUAUUAAGUGCACAAGCAAGUACUCCUAUCCCAACCUUACAUCAUGCGUUCUUUGUGGGGGAUAUCUUAACAAAGAGAGAUUGUUUAAGAUUACAAAGUUUAGCAGAAAAUGUUGCAAUUGUUAAUAUGUAUGGUACUACAGAAACCCAAAGAGCAGUUUCUUAUUUCGAAAUCAAAAGUAGAAAAGAUGAUCCUAUGUAUUUGAAGAACUUGAAAGAUGUUAUGCCAGCUGGUACAGGUAUGCAUAAUGUUCAAUUAUUAGUUGUGAAUAGACAUGAUACAUCCCAGACUUGUGGUGUUGGUGAAGUUGGUGAAAUCUACGUAAGAGCAGCUGGUUUAGCUGAAGGAUAUCGUGGUUUACCUGAUUUAAAUGCUGCAAAGUUCAUUACUAAUUGGUAUGUUGAUCCAUUCCAAUGGGUCAAGAAAGAUCAAGAAAACAAGAAGCCAGAAGAAGCAUCUUGGAGAGAACAAGGCUGGUUUGGUCCAAGAGAUAGAAUGUACAGAUCUGGUGAUUUGGGUCGUUAUUUACCAGACGGUAACGUUGAAUGUUGUGGUAGAGCUGAUGAUCAAGUUAAGAUUAGAGGAUUCAGAAUCGAAUUAGGUGAAAUUGAUACUCAUUUAUCCCAACAUCCAUUAGUUAGAGAGAAUGUUACCUUAGUAAGAAGAGAUAAGAAUGAAGAAGCAACUUUAGUUUCCUAUAUCGUUCCAAAGGAUUCUCCAGACUUAGAAUCUUUCAAGUCAGAAUUUGAUGAAUCUGCUGAAGAAGCCAAUGAUCCAAUUGUGAAGGGAUUAGUUGCAUACAGAGAAUUAAUUAAAGACAUUAAGGCUUACUUGAAGAAAAAAUUAGCCUCUUAUGCAAUUCCUACGAUUAUUGUUCCAUUAGUUAAAUUACCGUUAAAUCCUAAUGGUAAGGUUGACAAGCCAAAAUUACCAUUCCCAGAUACCGUUCAACUAGCUGCUGUUUCUAGAUUAAGUACAUCUGCCAAGGAUGCAGAAGCUGCUGAACAGGAAGAACUUACUAGAUUGGAAGAAAUUAUUAGAGAUUUAUGGUUUGAUGUCUUACCUAAUCGUCCAGCAACCAUUUCCAAACAAGAUUCAUUCUUUGACUUGGGAGGUCAUUCUAUUUUGGGUACUCGUAUGAUUUUCGAAUUAAGAAAGAAAUUAAAUGUUGAAAUUCCAUUGGGUGUUAUUUUCAAGAAUCCAACUGUUGAACAAUUCGCUAAAGAAGUUGAAAAACUUAUUCAAGGAGGUCAAGAUUUCCAAUUAGCAGAUGGAGCUCAUGAAGAAGCCGCAGCCCCAGCUCAAAAGCCAGAGAUUAGUUAUGCUAAAGAUGCUGUAUUGUUAUCGCAAUCGGAACUUUUACCUUCUUACCCAUCAUUAGAGAAAUUGGAUACUUCUAAGACCAUUAAUGUUUUCGUUACUGGUGCCACCGGGUUCUUGGGUUCAUUUAUUGUUCGUGAUUUAUUAACAGCUCGUUCCAAAAUUGAUGUCAAGAUUUUUGCCCAUGUCAGAGCUUCUAGUCGUGAAGCAGGAUUAGAAAGAUUACGUCAAACAGGUACUACAUAUGGUAUUUGGGAUGAAAAAUGGGUCGAUAAGAUUGAAAUUGUCCUUGGGGAUUUAUCUAAGAAACAUUUUGGUUUACCUGAAGAUGAAUGGAAACAAUUGACUAAUACAAUUGAUGUAAUUAUCCAUAAUGGUGCCUUUGUCCAUUGGGUUUAUCCAUAUUCUCAAUUACGUGAUGCUAAUGUUAUUGGAACAAUCAAUGUCUUAAAUAUGGCCGGUGAAGGAAAGGCUAAGAACUUUUCAUUUGUUUCUUCAACUUCUGCAAUUGAUACUGAUUAUUAUGUUAAUUUAUCUGAUGAAUUAUUGGCAAGAAACAAAAGUGGUAUUUCUGAAGAUGAUCAAUUGGCUGGAUCUGCAAGAGGAUUAGGCACUGGAUAUGGUCAAUCUAAAUGGGCUGCUGAAUUCAUCAUUAGACGUGCUGGUGAACGUGGUUUAAGAGGAUGUAUUACCAGACCAGGUUAUGUGACUGGUUUCUCCAAGACUGGUGCUUCUAAUACCGAUGAUUUCUUAUUGAGAAUGCUUAAAGGUUCAGCAGAAUUGGGAUUAUAUCCAGAUAUUACCAAUCAUGUUAACAUGGUUCCAGUUGAUCAUGUUGCAAGAGUAGUUACUUCAACUGCAUUACAUCCACCAAAAGAUUCUGAAUUGGCUGUUGCUCAUGUAACUGGACAUCCAAGAAUUCAAUUCAAUGAUUUCUUAGGAUGUUUGCAAUCUUAUGGAUAUGAGAUCAAACUGGCCGAUUAUCCAGUUUGGACUACUGCAUUGGAAAGAUUUGUGGUUGCUGAAUCAAAAGAAUCGGCGUUAUUCCCAUUGUUACAUUUUGUUUUGGAUAAUUUACCACAAGAUACCAAAGCUCCAGAACUUGAUGACACAAAUGCUGUUACUUCAUUGAGAUUAGAUACAGAAUGGUCAGGUGAAGACGUGAGUGCAGGUAAAGGAGUUGAUGCUGAUCAAACUGGUAUCUACAUUAGUUAUUUGAUCAAGAUUGGAUUUUUACCAAAACCAACAGGUAAAGGUGAAAAAGAAUUGCCAGAAAUUGAAUUAAGUGAAGAGACUUUAGCAUUAAUUGAAAGAGGUGCUGGUGGACGUGGGUCUGCUGCUAAGUAG
Messenger RNA from Hemisphaericaspora subhashii, 4200 nucleotides. It is a transcript of the gene LYS2, whose product is annotated as L-aminoadipate-semialdehyde dehydrogenase. The record is from RefSeq and is a predicted model, not a curated record. The transcript has a single exon. Gene Ontology annotation, biological process: L-lysine biosynthetic process. NCBI's taxonomy places the organism in Eukaryota, Fungi, Ascomycota, Pichiomycetes, Serinales, Debaryomycetaceae. Gene Ontology annotation, molecular function: L-aminoadipate-semialdehyde dehydrogenase [NAD(P)+] activity. Bases 1 to 4200 code for a protein of 1399 amino acids.